This is a messenger RNA of Xiphophorus maculatus (southern platyfish), 3629 nucleotides long. RefSeq names its product galectin-3-like. Bases 1847 to 2839 code for a protein of 330 amino acids. Gene Ontology annotation, biological process: monocyte chemotaxis; negative regulation of extrinsic apoptotic signaling pathway; macrophage chemotaxis. The record is from RefSeq and is a predicted model, not a curated record. Lineage: Eukaryota; Metazoa; Chordata; Actinopteri; Cyprinodontiformes; Poeciliidae. The transcript has 7 exons. Gene Ontology annotation, cellular component: nucleus; immunological synapse. Gene Ontology annotation, molecular function: IgE binding; carbohydrate binding; laminin binding.
UAUUCAUCAAAUUAGUCGUGCAGCUGAGGCCAAAUUGAGUUCUUAGAUGGGUCGAGGACGUUGGUGUCGUCGGUUCGGUGCUCUAUGGAGGGCACAUGCUGCCGACAAUAUGCAUGAGAAGAAAGGAACAUUCUGGACGAUGUUGGCCAGCAAAGUCAGUGUCGGUACCGUGUAAAACGUUUGACACAGUUUGCAACACAUCUUGAUUUCUUGAGGCAAAUCGACACAGAGAGAAGCAAAGAGUUGUGGUUUUUAUAUUUUUUUUAUUGGUUAAAAAUCUGAAAGGUUUGGAGUCACUGAGGGAAACACUUUGGAAACAACUUUUUAGCGGAGUGGGAUCGGUCAUCAUGGUGAAGAUGAUACAUCCGCACCAUGAUUCGUUCACCUGAGGUCUGUUUUUCACAAACAUCUCAUGCUAAAUCAGCUAAACACAGAGCUAGCCCCAACCCUCUUCCUCCAAUUUAACUAUCCUGCCUUGAACCAUUUUGCAAAAAAAAAAAAAAAUCCUUCACUUCCACCUUGUAAUUAUGCAGCACUCUGUCGGUCUUUCACAUAAAAUCCCACUGAAAUCAAGUACAUUUCCUUGUUGCAGCGUGACAAAAUUUCAGAACUAACGAAGACUCGUUCAGGGGACUAUAAAUUUCCAUUUGCCACAACAGGCAAAUCAAUGUAAAAGUGCAUUACUCUCAUUGCUUAGCAAGCGGCCAUUGUCGCAGCACUUAAGUUUCAGUUGUUGACAAGAAGCCAAAAGGCUUUUAGAUUCAGAGAUUACGGCCAUCAGUGACAGAAAAUGGUUGCGGUAAACAUAACGUAAAGCCAGCUGAAGAAAAAAUAAAAACCACGUAAAACCAGCAGCAAGACCCGCUGGCUGCUGGAUUACGUCGUUCUCCGAGCAUUUGCAGUUUCAGACAUUUUUCAGCUCAGAUGACAGGUAAUCUAAUAACGAGGUGAUGCGAAGCACAUUAAACUGUGUGGAUCCACGUGUGUUGUUAUGAUGCCGUUGCCACGGGGACUUAUUGGAUAAUCGCAGGAAAAAAAUGUACCUGCUCGAGUUCGACUCUGCAAUCGCUCACGUUUAUGAAGAGCAGAGCGGUGGAGAGAGGGUGGGAGUGGGAGUGGGAGUGGGGGAUAAUAUUGAGUAUUUAAGCAGAAGUGGGAGUUUUACCAGAAGGGAAACUAUGAAAUGAAUGUGGAGGUGAAACAGGAGGUAGUGUGUGACCCUUUCAGCCAUGUGUGUGCGUGCGUGUGUGUGUGUACCACAUGACCGUUGAGCAGCCAGCGCCGGAUCCUGACUUCCUCGUCUAUCUUCUGUAAUUGCGUUACUCUUCGAGCGUUUCACAGUCCCAUGACUGCUCAAUGGAGAAACGGACCACCGUCAGCAUGAAAAAAACAAUCCAUUGUUCUGUUUUCAGUCUUGGUUUGGUGAAAGAAAGAGAAACCUUCUGGAAGAACAGUUCGAUUUUGCCACGUUUAUAUGAUUCACACCAGGGCAUAAAAAGCUGUACAGAUUCUACUUGGCUGCUUUUUUUUUUCUUCUUCUUCUUUCUGCGCGUACAUCUUUCAUUUAUGUUACGCUUGUGUACAAUGUGACAACUGUUAGGCUGUAAAACUUGUGCAGGAUGACAGGGAAGGUGUGCUUGUACUCACAGCACGCUGUUGUAGUCUGAUAGUUGGAUGAUGGGGUGAGGAGGAGUCUGCUGCUGUGAGAGUCGGGGGCUAUAAAAGGCCUUUUGUUUGGCCACAGCCAAACACCCUGCACCACAGCAGAUCCUGCAGCCUGCUCCCGUCUGGACCUGAGGACCAAACCCAAACGAAGACAAAGCUCUUCCUGUUUAGGUCAGGCAGCAUGGAUGCAAGUAGUACAUCAAACUCUCAGAUCCCCACACUGCAUGCCGAUGCUCUGUGUGGCAGCUGCCCGCCCUCUGGUUCUGCUCCGCAGUCCGGCGGCCUCUGGCCCACUCUGCCGCCGUCCGGAGCCGGGUUCCCCGCGUGGCCCGGGCAGCCCACCCAGCCCGUCCCAUGCUGGACCGGCCAACCAAACACCGCCUGCUGGCCCGCUCCCCAACCGGCUCCGGUUUCAGUUCCCGCUCCUAUUUCAGUUUCCGCACCGACUCAAGUUAUAACGCCACCAGCACCGACCGCAACGUUGGUCCCAGCGCCAGUUCAGGUUCCGACUCCCGCAGUCCAGCAGCCCUGUCAGCCAUGUUGGCCUGCCACGCAGUACCAGCCGUCCCAGCAGCCGGCUCCGAUUCAAACCCAGGUGCCUGCUCCAGCUCCGGCCGCCGCCACCAUCCACCCGGGCUUACCCGGCUGGCCUGCUCACCCUGGCUGGCCUUAUAACCCGGGACAGUCAGGAUGGCCCGGACAGAAUCCAUCUAUGAUGCCGCCCCACUGGCUUCCCCCUACAUCUGGACCUAUGAGUGUGCCGUACAACUUAAACCUGGCUCGAGGAGUAUAUGACAAAAUGAUGAUGACAAUCCUGGGUUAUGUCAAACCCAAUGCCAAAAUGUUCACAGUCAACUUCCUGAGAGGCAACGACAUUGCCUUUCACAUCAACCCACGCUUUAACGAGGGGGGCAAGCAGGCGGUCGUCCGGAACCACAAAUUGGGGGAUCGCUGGGGCCCGGAGGAGAGGGACCUUAAGGGACCCUUCCCUUUCGCUCCUGGGAGCCCGUUUGAGAUGAAGAUCCUGUGCACUCCCGAGACGUUCAGGGUGGCGGUGAACAACAUCCCGCUGUUCGAGUUCCGCCACCGCAUCCGAGAGCUGAACCAGAUCGACCGGAUCAACAUCCUGAACGACGUCGUCCUCACCUACGUCAACGUGGAGACGCUUCCUUAGGGAACAAGCGGCAGAUUUUUUUUUUUAAUAUAUAUAUAUACUUUUCACUCAGAAAUAAAGCACAGAUUGUCAGCUAAGUUUCAGAAAUGUGCUUAAAUUUAAACAUUUUUUUUUUUUGCAGUUUUCUGAAACAACUGACUAAAUAAAUUGGUGAACAACUUGGAUUGUUUUCAGAAUGAGCUUUAACUGUUGGGACCAAAAAAAUCUAAUAGCGUUGCCUGUGUUUUCUUCUGGGGGGGCGGCAUGAACUAAUAGUAGUAUUGCUUUUUAAAUGAUUUACCAUCAUAUGAAUACCCAGGUCUUUUUCCAGGUUUUAUGACGCAAGUAAUACAAACUUGAUUGUGUUUUUUAUUUUUAUUUUGUUGUUUUUACAGAUAACAAUCCUGGACAAACACUAGCUAAAAUAAAAUCUAGCUAACCAUAAAAAAUGCAAAUAAAAGUUGAAAUGAUGUCGUCAGGUAACUAAAAAAAACUAGUGUUUUUUUUUUAAUAUUAGUUGCAAAAUCAAGAAGAAAGCAUCCAAAUCUGCAUGUCCAUGCAAUGUUUACUUUGCAAAAAUAUUUUAUGAUUUUUUUUUUAUAAUACUUGAAUGAUGAUUAUGUACAUUUGUGUUACACAUACCUGCAGUAAGUGCAAAUUACCGCCUUUGUAAUGGAUUUAACCAUUUAUUGCAUCUUUAUUUUUCAGUUUGAAGAGGUUGUCCUAAUUGUUUACAUUAUUUUGUUUAUUAAAUAAAACGUCACUAACUAAUUUGGCAAAGUGAACCUUCAAUAAAAGUUUGAGCAGGAAA